Molecule: messenger RNA, 2316 nt
Organism: Amphiprion ocellaris (clown anemonefish)
Lineage: Eukaryota; Metazoa; Chordata; Actinopteri; Pomacentridae
Product: CMRF35-like molecule 8
Exons: 6
Coding region: 125-1141 (338 amino acids)
Source: RefSeq, a predicted model, not a curated record
CACAGUGGUGGAGCAGCUUAAAAAGUCCGCACACUGUUUAGAUUUUUAUCAGAUUGACUGCAACUCCCUGCAGGUACCACUCAGGAUAAGAAACAACUACAGAACUGCCUCUUUAUUAACCAAAAUGAAGACCAUUUCCGUCUUCUAUUGUCUUUUAUGUGCUACAUUGACAAAAGGAGCCGAAAUCAAUGUGGAAGGAUUCGAGGGGGGAGAAGUCUCGUUCAAGAGCUCACACAGACUUGCACGGAACUACAAUAAGUAUCUAUGCAUCGAUCCAUGUAAAAGCAGUCAAGAUAUACUGGUUACUGUACAAUCUGGUAAAAGAGCAAAGUCAGGAAGGAUAACUCUGGUGGACUCAGGGGACGGCUCUUUCACUGUGACCUUCAGUCAGCUCCAGCUGUCAGACUCAAAGGAAUACCUGUGUGCAGUGGACAGGCCUGGAUUGGAUACGUAUACUUCAGUACACCUCACUGUAAAGAAAGUUGUCCCAAAUGAGACAACUGUUACACCAGAUGUUUCUUCCACAUGGACAUACCAGAAUGUCACCAAUUCAACACAAAUAACAACUGAAAUAGACAUUCUUUGGACUACAAACAUUUCAACAGCCUCAAACUUCACUAAUGGAAUAGAACAGAACAUCUGGACAGGGACCAUCUUGCAUGUUACCAUCGGAGGCGUUGCUAUGAUCAUUAUCUUGAUGCUGCUGGCAAUGUGGGGCAGGAAACGCAAAGAAAUUUCAAAACCUCAACUGCGAGUUUGCUCCAACAGCAGGGACGUCGGCAAUGCACAUGAAAGUGAGGUCGACUGUGAGUAUGAUGAUAUAGAGAGUGUGGUUCAGCAUGUUAAAAAGUUACCUGAGAGCGCUUCUGUCGGUGCUCCCCUCCCAAAACAGAAUCCACCGACAUCUGGAGCCACAGCAGCUGAAUGUGCCAGACCCAUUCACAUCUAUGAAAACAUUUCUUUCUCCAAAGGUGCUGCAGGUUCAAAUGUGCCAAACAACCCCAACAUUAUCUCUGGGAUGUACAUCAAGCCUUUGCCGCCAGUAUUAUGUAAAAAACCAGCUGAUGGGUGUCCUAGAAAGCACACAAAGCCCAAAUCAGUUUGGUUUGGUUUGGAUCUAACGGGAAUGAAUCUGAGUUGAUCUCAAAGACAUUGAUGGACGACUGAAGUUCUCCAAUUAUGAGCAACAUUAUUACUACAAGCUUUUACAGUAUAAACGGCUGUUUAUGUGUAAAUCUGCUGUAUUGUUUCUCUCUCUCUCUCUCUCUCCCUGUGUGUGUGUGUGUGUGUGUGUGUGUGUGUGUGUGUGUGUGUGUGUGUGUGUGUGUGCGUGUGUGUGUGUGUGUGUUCAUAUUUCUGGUUAAGGUCAGAGGAAGUGUUGGGAUCCAGUGCAUGAUGAAAGUUAUACAGUGUGGAGUCUGACAGUGACAAUAACAAGUCUUUGCAUCUGUGGGCGAUUGUACGUGACUUUCGUAACUGAAGUCAUUGUACAUACACCUACCAGACAGCCUCCCAGUGGUCAUAUCAAUAAAGACACUGUGGCAGAAAGCACUGCAUAUUGAUAUAAUUAUUUUUAAAAACAGACCUUCGUAGACACUGUUAUAAAAUUGUAAAAUGUAUUUGCUUGUAAGAUGUGACAAAAUCACACUGAUGAAUAAUUUAAAAAGUGUAAAGAAAGGGAUUGUUGCUUUGGGAUUACUUGCUCAGCUGGUGUAAGAAAAGACGUACUUGCUUCAUGAAUUUGGAUCAUAUAUACUGUCAAAACAUCUGUAAUUCUACAUAUUUUUUUUCUUAUUUUACAGGUUUUUGUCCCUAAAUGUUUGAAAUACAAGAAGAUGUCAGUACAAUUACAAAAACAGCCUGAAGAUUUACAUGUAAAAUGACAUGAUGAACUCACAACUGUGAAUGACCUUGAAAUUUCUAGUUUUAAAGAAAGUUGCAGUUUUUGACAUAAAAUGUAUUAUUAAACAAAAUUAAGUCAUGUUUCAUAGAUCAAACAACUUUGGUACUGGACAUGUAUUUCUAAAAUUAGAUACAAUUAGUGAGUAUUGAGAGAAAAAGAAUUGUUUGGUCUGUCAAUUUACAAAGAUUUGUUGUUUAAAAGAGGUACAUCUGUUAGAAAUUUCAGAGGUUUUCACAGCAAAAAAUGCCUUCAUCAAUGUGUUAUAUCUGUAAACAUUGAUAGUAUGUCAAAAUGCAAAUUUUAUCAUUAUAUUUGUCUGUUAUUGUUGUAAAUUUUUUGUUUUUACACAUGUAAAUAUCCACCAUUAAACAGCCAAAAACAUACUCAAUGUUGAAUUAAAGCUAGAAAAUGCA